Plasmodium falciparum 3D7 is the source of this 1473-nucleotide messenger RNA. It is a transcript of the gene INT, whose product is annotated as tyrosine-type recombinase/integrase. The record is from RefSeq and is a predicted model, not a curated record. NCBI's taxonomy places the organism in Eukaryota, Apicomplexa, Aconoidasida, Haemosporida, Plasmodiidae.
AUGUAUGCAUAUUUUUUUAGACGUGAACAAAAGAUGAAUACAUCCUUAAAGUUUAUUUUAUGUUGUUUACUUUUGAAUUAUAUAUUAUCUAAAGUAUACAGUUUUAAUAACCUAUAUAUACAUAAAUACAUUAAGUUUAUAAAUAAAAAUAAUUUUAUAAAGGCUAAUAAAAGAUAUGAUAAGUGUGUUAAUAAUCUAUCGAAAUAUAACAAAUUUAUUUUAAAUAAUACUAUACAAAAUAUUCAUACUACAAGAGGAGUAGUACAAAUAAAUGAUGAAGAAGAAACAGAAGAUGAAUAUUUUGAAGAUGAUGAUGAAGGAGACGACGAAAGAGAUGAAGAAAAUUAUGACACCAUAGUAGAAUAUGAAAAAGAUGAAAAUCGAAAUAAAAAAAAUAUAAAAAUUUCAGGACCUUUAAAGAAAAUUACAAUAAAAACGACCAAGGUUAAAAGAAAAAAAAAAAAAAAAAAAUCUGCUGAAGGGAUGAAAUGUAAAACAUGCAAGAAAUUAUUGAAACCAAGAGUAAAGUUUUGUGUAUACUGUGGUACCAACGUUUCUGUAGAAAAAAUCAAGUUGAAAAAAUAUAUAGAAGAAAUCUAUUUACCUAUAAGAAAGGAAGAGGUCAGUGAAAACACUUUUAGAGUAGAGAAGGGUUUUUGGAAGGAUAUAUUACCAAAAUUAGGAAAAUACGAACUGCACGAAUUGGGUCCCAAUAAUUGGGAGAGUUUCUUGAAAUAUUUGAAAUCAAAAAAUUGUUCUCCAAGAACUAUGGCCUUAUACCAAUCAACAUAUCAGCAAUCCUUGAAAUAUGCUUUGUAUCGUGAUUAUCUAAAGAGUGUACAUAAUUUUAGAAAAAUAAAAAAAAGUACAAUACCUAGAAGAAAGAUUACACCCCUAUCUCCAAAGGAAAUUGAAUUGUUGUUAAAGAAUAGCAGUGAUAUGCAUAGAGCAAUAUUUGCCUUAAGUAUAGGUAUUGGACUCAGACCAUCGGAAGUUCUACGUAUUCAUUGGGAAGACAUUAAUUUUGAAAGGAAAGAAAUUUUUAUUAAAGGACAGAAAACCAAAUAUAGUAAUACAUCCGUUCCUAUGACAAACUUUGCAUUUAAUGAAUUGUUAAAAUGGUGGGAAAUAGAAAAUAAGCCCAUUAAAGGAUUGUGCUUUUAUUCUGAAACGAUAAAAAAUAAAUUCAAUUAUACUCAAACAAAAACACCCUUAAAAACAUUUAAGACGGCACUAAAAGGAGCAGCCAAAAGAGCUGGAUUAGAAAUUAGUGAAGACGGAAAGAGUAGGAGAAUUUUUCCUUAUCUUUUAAGACAUUCUUUUGCAACUAUUGCUGCAACGUCCAAUCCCCCGGUUCCUUUACCAGUUGCUCAGGCCAUAAUGAGACAUUCCUCAUCAAAGAUGUUACUAGAUACGUAUACAAAAGCGGGAAAUAACAUUAUUCGUGAUGGUCUUGAUAACUUCAAAAUAUAA